Messenger RNA from Auxenochlorella protothecoides, 417 nucleotides. Its product is annotated as Cytochrome b5 isoform B. The record is from RefSeq and is a predicted model, not a curated record. NCBI's taxonomy places the organism in Eukaryota, Viridiplantae, Chlorophyta, Trebouxiophyceae, Chlorellales, Chlorellaceae. Bases 1 to 417 code for a protein of 138 amino acids. Gene Ontology annotation, cellular component: membrane; intracellular membrane-bounded organelle. Gene Ontology annotation, molecular function: heme binding. The transcript has 3 exons.
AUGGCUGAAGUGACCGCGCCGGGUGCGAAGACUUUCGACCUCGCAGAAGUGUCACUGCACCAGACAGAAAAAGACUGCUGGAUGGCCAUCAAUGGCAAAGUGUACAAUGUCACAGACUUCCUGGACGAGCACCCUGGGGGCUACGACAUCGUGGUCUCCAACUCCGGUGCAGAGGGCGGCAAGGACGCAACAGAGGAUUUCGAGGAGAUUGGCCACAGCAAGACCGCCAAGGACAUGCUCAAGGAAUACUAUGUCGGCGAAUUUGUGGGUGGUGAACUGCCGGUCAAGACCAAGAAGCAGAAUGGUACGCUGGCUGGGUCGACCGCCGGGACCACCAGUCUGUCCACCGCCCUGCUCAGGGCGGUGCUGCCCCUCCUGGUGCUUGCGCUGGCCAUCCUCUAUGCCCUGAACCGAUGA